AUGAGCGCCACACAAAGUGCUGCAGGUUUACAAGAAAGCGGCUUCACUUCUUGGCAAAAGCGCUAUACUGUGGAAGAUAUUGCGCUGAGUGCACGACGCAAUGUUAUGCAAAAGCAACAGUCAAAUGCCAAAGCUUUGAGAGAUAAUUCGAUAUUUAACGUUGCCGAUUAA
Plasmopara halstedii is the source of this 171-nucleotide messenger RNA. RefSeq lists its product as uncharacterized. The coding region runs from base 1 to 171 and encodes 56 amino acids. The record is from RefSeq and is a predicted model, not a curated record. Lineage: Eukaryota; Oomycota; Peronosporomycetes; Peronosporales; Peronosporaceae. The transcript is spliced from 2 exons.